Messenger RNA from Peromyscus leucopus (white-footed mouse), 2944 nucleotides. It is a transcript of the gene Nexn, whose product is annotated as nexilin F-actin binding protein. Lineage: Eukaryota; Metazoa; Chordata; Mammalia; Rodentia; Cricetidae. The record is from RefSeq and is a predicted model, not a curated record. The transcript is spliced from 14 exons. Gene Ontology annotation, biological process: mitochondrial fusion. Bases 227 to 2197 code for a protein of 656 amino acids.
UGGGCCCGUCUGGAAUGCGGGAGCAGGCUGCGCACCAGGACUUUUAUGGAAACUUGCUGCUGGCGCGCCGCGGCCAGAGGGCUCAGGGUGGCUGGAGCGGCGUGGGCAGCGCGCAGAGCCGGACGCGCAGGAGCAGCGGGAGCAGCAGGAGCAGCGGUGCGGCGCCCCGGCGGCAGGCGGGUACAAAUAUAUACAAAGCUUCAGCCCCAAACCACAUAGAGCAAACAUGAAUGACGUUUCACAAAAGGCAGAGCUGGGCAAGGGUGAUGUAAAGGAUAAGUUUGAAGCCAUGCAGAAGGCCAGGGAAGAGAGAAAUCAGAGGCGGUCUAGAGACGAAAAGCAAAGAAGAAAAGAACAAUAUAUUAGAGAGAGAGAAUGGAACAGGAGAAAGCAGGAGAUUAAAGAAAUGCUUGCUUCUGAUGAUGAGGAAGAGAUUUCUGCUAAAAUAGAAAAGGCUUAUGUCCCAAAGCUAACAGGGACAGUUAAAGGUAAAUUUGAUGAAAUGGAGAAACACAGACAGGAAGAACAAAGGAAGAGAACAGAAGAGGAAAGAAAACGCAGACUUGAGCAGGACCUGUUGGAAAAGAGGAAAAUACAGCGUGAAUUAGCAAAAAGAGCCGAGCAGAUUGAGGACAUAAACAAUACGGGAACCGAAUCUGCAUCAGAGGAAGGUGAUGACUCACUGCUUAUAACAGUGGUGCCUGCAAAAUCAUACAACAAAUCUGGAAAAAUAAAGAAUCCUGAGAACCUGGAGAAAGAACAAGGGAAUGAGAGGCUUAAUUAUGAAGAAGAUAAAAGAAGAAGAUAUGAAGAAGAGUGCCGAUCUCUCAAGGAAGCAAAGUGUCUUUCAUUAGUCAUGGAUGAUGAAACUGAGGCCAAAAAAGAAUCGCAUUUUCCUGGAAAAUUGAAAUUAACUUUUGAAGAACUGGAGCGACAAAGACAAGAAAAUCGCAAGAAGCAAGCUGAAGAAGAAGCGAGAAGGCGCUUAGAGGAAGAGAGGCGUGCCUUUGAGGAAGCCAGGAGGCACAUGGUAAAUGAGGAGGAUGAAAACCAAGAUGCAGAAAAAGUUUUUAAAGAAUAUCGCCCUGGAAAACUCAAACUGAGUUUUGAAGAAAUAGAAAGGCAAAGGAGAGAAGAUGAAAAAAGAAAAGCAGAGGAGGAGGCCCGAAGGAGAAUUGAGGAAGAGAAGGCAGCAUUUGCUGAAGCAAGGAGAAGCAUGGUAUUAGAUGAUGAUUCUCCAGAGAUAUAUAAAACAGUUUCUCAAGAAUCUUUGAUGCCUGGAAAACUGGAGAUUAAUUUUGAAGAAUUAUUAAAACAAAAAAUGGAAGAAGAAAGACGACGAACGGAGGAGGAACGGAGGCAUAAACUAGAAAUGGAGAAACAGGGAUUUGAGCAACUGAGACAAGAAAUGGGAGAGGAAGAAGAAGAAAAUGAAAGUUUUGGAUUGAGUAGAGAAUACGAAGAAUUAAUCAAAUUAAAAAGAAGUGGUUCUAUUCAAGCUAAAAGUCUAAAAAGCAAGUUUGAAAAAAUUGGACAGUUGUCUGAAAAAGAAAUACAGAAAAAGGUAGAAGAAGAACGAGCAAAGAGGAGAGCAAUUGACCUUGAAAUUAAAGAGCGAGAAGCAGAAAACUUCCAUGAGGAAGAUGAUGUUGAUGUAAAGCCUGCAAAAAAAAGUGAAUCCCCCUUUACUCAUAAAGUGAACAUGAAAGCCAGAUUUGAACAAAUGGCUAAGGCAAGAAAAGAAGAAGAACAACGGAGAAUAGAAGAACAGAAGUUACUACGAAUGCAGUUUGAACAGAAAGAAAUUGAUGCAGCACUACAGAAGAAAAGAGAAGAUGAGGAAGAAGAAGAAGGUAGCAUCAUUAAUGGCUCCACUACUGAAGAUGAAGAGCAAACAAGAUCAGGAGCUCCAUGGUUCAAAAAGCCUCUAAGAAAUACCUCAGUUGUAGACAGUGAACCAGUCAGAUUCACUGUUAAAGUAACAGGAGAACCCAAACCAGAAAUCACAUGGUGGUUUGAAGGAGAAAUGCUGCAGGACGGAGAAGACUACCAGUACAUUGAAAGAGGCGAAACUUACUGCCUCUAUUUACCAGAAACUUUCCCGGAAGAUGGAGGAGAAUAUAUGUGUAAAGCAGUCAACAAUAAAGGCUCUGCAGCAAGUACCUGCAUUCUUACCAUUGAAAUGGAUGACUACUAGGCUUCCUUCUCUUCUUGGAACUCACUCUCUCAACUCUCUUGCUACAUCUCUGUGGAGGGGCCAUGAGGAGACCAGAGGUGCCACUCUGUUGACUUAAUACCCUUCCCCAAAUCUUCAAAAUAGGAGCUCAUCCAAAGGCUGCCUUUUCUAAUGCACAUCAGGUUACCACGUUGUGCCCAGUCAAAAUGUAGUUGACAGGGAAGGGAAAUGUACUUAUUAUGUGAGAACCUAAAACAAAAGCUUUGUAUUUUCCAUAUUUAUAGCAAUUAUGCUUAAAGUAUACAUUGUAUGCAUGAAAGAAUUUAAGAGUUUUUACAUCUAAAAUUAGCCAGAAAGGACAAUGAAAUUGGAACUGAUCAGUCUUCCUCUGUAGCAUGUAAUUGCUGUGGAUUCCAAGUUUUUAUGAAGCAGAUAUACUUACAAAAGGAGUAGCAUUCUUUUCACGAGAAAGGUGGAACAUUGAAAAAAAAACAUUGAAAAAAAAAAACAAAAACAAAAAAACCAAGUGGGAUAUUUUUUAGAAACUAAACUAAAUUUGAUAGAAACCAAAGCUUACAGUGUUCCAAGAUGGCAGUUAUUUAACAUAUGCGUUUCAAAUGUGUAAUGACCACACUUAAGUUUAUGCUGUUACCCGCCUGAACAAAUUAUACUUUAAUGAGAAAAUAUUAGUAUUCCAUGCAAGAACAAAUGUUUUUAACAUCACUGAAGGUUUCAAGACCUAGGAGGAUUAGAUUCAGAAAAAAAAAA